Messenger RNA from Argiope bruennichi, 4936 nucleotides. RefSeq names its product fatty-acid amide hydrolase 2-A-like. The record is from RefSeq and is a predicted model, not a curated record. The transcript has 8 exons. Bases 192 to 1829 code for a protein of 545 amino acids. Lineage: Eukaryota; Metazoa; Arthropoda; Arachnida; Araneae; Araneidae.
AUAUUAAACCUUGUCGUCCGUUUCUAACCCUGGUUGAAAUAAGUCAAGGGAAAUUCAAGCCAGGAGCGUUAUUCGUACAUCCCGGUUUAAAGUUUAUUCUAACUUUUUAGUAUAUUUGAGUUGAGUUUCGAAGUAUAUGUUUCUGCUGUUCGCAAGUGUGUGUUGCACCAAGAAAUCUACUUGUGUUUAAAAUGUCAGGCACGGACACGGUGGUUUUAGAAGGAUUCUGUGAGGAUUCCCCACAUCCAAAAAUGGUGACAAGAAUGCAAAGAUUUUGGUACUGGUUUUGGAAAAUAAGCUUGGGAAUUGUACACUUUAUAGCACAUUGCAUUUAUGUCCUAUUUUAUUGUGGCAGAGGAAAAGUUGUGCCAAGUGUCGAGAAUCCCUUACUUUUAAAGUCAGCCACAAAAUUAGCAGAAGAAAUAAGAGAAGGCAAGCUUAAGUCCGUCGAUGUUGUCCAAGCCUACAUAAACAGAAUCCUCGAAGUCGAACCGUACAUCAACGCGACGGUAGAUCGCUGCUUUUUAGACGCCAUGGAGGAAGCGAGGAUGGCAGAUUCACUCAUUGCCUCUGGCCAAUACACCAAAGAACAGCUCGCAGACCUGAAGCCUCUCUUAGGUGUUCCUUUCUCCGUGAAAGUCCUUCUUCUGGUUAAAGGGCUUCGAUGUACUGGUGCGUCGAAGAUUUUCGCCGAUUUAAAAGCUGGAGACGAUUCUCCCAGUGUGGCCCUCAUGAAGAAAGCUGGAGCCAUUGUCAUAGCAACGACCAACAGCGCCGAAAUGGGCAUGCAUUUUGAGACAAACAACCUUAUACACGGGACAACAUGCAAUCCUUAUGACACCAAUAGAACCAGUGGAGGCAGUAGCGGGGGAGAGAGUGCCUUGAUCAGUGCUGCUGGUUCUCCUCUUGGAUUAGGAAAUGAUCUGUUAGGGAGUAUCCGAGUUCCAUGCCACUUCACAGGGUUGUUUGGACAUAAGCCUACCAUGGGUUUGGUUCCAAAUUUGGGUUGCCAUCCGGCACCUGAUCCAAGCAUGGCUGAUUACUUAUAUACGGGACCAAUGUGCAGAUAUGCAGAGGAUCUCAUAGUCAGUAUGAGAGUGUUGUCUUCUGAAAGUGGAGUACCAAUCAAUUUCGGACAAAAAGCGGAUUUUAGAAGUUUGAAAAUUUAUUACAUGAAGAAUAUCCGUGGCCCUAUGAUAGUUCCUGUUGAUAAAGAUAUUAGUCAAGGGUUGGAAAAUGCGAUUACAUACUUUAAGAGCAAAUAUGAUGUGAAAACCAAAGAGAUAAACAUGCCAUCUUUAUAUGAUGCAGGCAGAUGUGUUCUUAAUAUCAUAAUGAACGGCAUGAAAGAUCUGAAAGCUGUGCUCACUGCAGGAAAAGGAACUCACAUCAAUGAAAAAUUAGAUUUCGUCAAGUUCUUUUUUGGCAAAUCUAUUCUUUCCAACGGUCCACUUAUCGCCAUGAAUAUGUCAAAGUUAUCUAUGUUUUAUGAUAAGAGUAAAGCACCUCACUAUAAAGAAUUGAUGGAUUGUUGGGCCAAAGAAUUCGACAGUCUUCUGGAUGAUAAUAGUGUACUCCUAAUGCCUACAUUACCCGUGACUGCACCUUACCACACAGAGAUGUUUUAUUUCUUGCCAAGUACUUGCUAUACGUCAAUAUUUAAUGUCCUGGGAUUGCCAUCAACGCAGUGUCCUGUUGGAUAUACUUCAAGUCGAUUGCCUUAUGGAAUCCAGAUUGUUGGUCGCAGAAAUAAUGAUGCCUUGACUAUUGCAUGUGCUGUUGAAUUGGAAAAAGCUUUUGGAGGUUGGAAGUCACCAGGAAGUUUGUGAGGCCAUUGUAAAUAUACUUUAUCUAGUCGUGCUUUUUUAUAAGGAAAUUAUCUUCAUUUCGUAAACAGGUUACGAAAAGUCAGCGUGAAUGCUUCAUCUCUUAUACAAAUCAUUUAAAAGAGUUUGAAAAUCAUACAUGGAUGUUUCAUACUUUGAUUACCAUAUUACAGGACACAAAUCUUACGACUAUGUUUGAAAUCAUAUAAACGAACAAAGAAUUUUCCUCAUAAUCUUCAUAGAGAAAAAUGAAGCAAUUCAUCAUUCCUUGCAUAAACUGAGUUAUGCCUAGAGCAAAAUUCUUUUCAUCACUUGGCGAUCAUAAUGCUAUAGCUUAUAAGCAACAAUUGGGGGCUUGUUCAUUGACCAUAAUCUUCAGGAGCAACUCAUGAUUCUUUACAUAGAUCCUCUGGAAUGUUAAUCUUCAUAGAGAAGAAGGAGCAACUCAUUAAUCUUUCCAUAGACAAACUUAUGCCUUGCUCAAAAUCACUUUUGUCAUUUGGCGAUCCUAACGCAACAGCUUAUGGGAGCCACAAUAAUCGGGCGCUUAUUCAUUGACUAUAAUCUUUAUAGAGAAGGAGCAACUCAUUAUUCUUUACAUAUAUACUCUGGAAUAUUCAUAGAGAAGAAGGAGCAACUCAUUAUUCUUUAAAUAGACAGACUUAUGCCUUGCGCAAAAUCAUUUUUAUCACUUGGCGAUCCUAAUGGAACAGCUUAUGGGCACCAAAACAAUCGGGCGCUUGUUCAUUGACCAUAAUCUUCAUAGAGAAGAAUGAGUAACUCAUGAUUCUUUUCAUAGACUGAUUUAUACCUUGAGCAAAAUCCCGUUUAUCAUAUGGCGCUCCUAAUGGAACAGCUUAUGGGAUUCACAACGAUCGGGUACUUGUUCAUCAGCUAUAAUCUUCAUAGAGAAGGAGCAACUCAUCAUUCUUUACAUAAACUGAUUUAUACCUUGAGACAAAUCAUUUUUAUCACUUGGCGAUUCUAAUGCAACAGCUUAUGGGCACCAAAACAAUCGGGCGCUUGUUCAUUGACCAUAAUCUUCAUAGAGAAGAAUGAGUAACUCAUGAUUCUUUUCAUAAACGGAUUUAUACCUUGAGCAAAAUCCCGUUUAUCAUAUGGCGCUCCUAAUGGAACAGCUUAUGGGAUUCACAACGAUCGGGUACUUGUUCAUCAGCUAUAAUCUUCAUAGAGAAGGAGCAACUCAUCAUUCUUUACAUAAACUGAUUUAUACCUUGAGACAAAUCAUUUUUAUCACUUGGCGAUUCUAAUGCAACAGCUUAUGGGCACCAAAACAAUCGGGCGCUUGUUCAUUGACCAUAAUCUUCAUAGAGAAGAAUGAGUAACUCAUGAUUCUUUUCAUAAACGGAUUUAUACCUUGAGCAAAAUCCCGUUUAUCAUAUGGCGCUCCUAAUGGAACAGCUUAUGGGAUUCACAACGAUCGGGUACUUGUUCAUCAGCUAUAAUCUUCAUAGAGAAGGAGCAACUCAUCAUUCUUUACAUAAACUGAUUUAUACCUUGAGACAAAUCAUUUUUAUCACUUGGCGAUUCUAAUGCAACAGCUUGUGGGAGACACAUCAAUCAGGCGCUUUUUCAUUAGCCAUAAUCUUCAUGGAAAAGAAAGGGCAACUGAUGAUUCUUUACAUAGACUGACACUUAUGCCUUAAACAGAAUCACUUUUAUAAUUUGGCGAUCUUAAUAAAAAAGCUUAUGGGCAUUACAACAAUAGGGAGCUUGUCAAUUAUCCAAUUUCACUGGAAUUAUAGAGAGAUACAAGAUUUAAAUUUGUCCAAGCCGAAUCUAAAUGGGAAAAGAUGGCUGCCACCUAGCAAUCCAUGCGAUAGGUAGGUAAUGUAGGAAGCAAAGCACCGAAGUGCGAUAUUGAGGACUAUCAAUUUGCUCAUUUACAUCAAGAUUCCCUAGAAUGCCAAACAGUUGGACUUCCACCAGCUGAAAAUCAACUUCGACCCACUCUAAUGUCAAAAAGUCAUAGACCUCCCAGCAACUCAUUUAAGCCUGCAUGUAUGUAUGAGUAAUAAAAGAAAUGAAUCGAAUUAAAAUAUGUGCCAUGAGGAAUGAUGUUUUAAAUACAAUAUUUUUAGACAUAUCAAAGUAAUAUAUACAAGAAUUCCAUGUAAUUAGUAUUAAAAAAAAGUCCUAAAACAUCCGACAAAUGAUGUUCUCUCACAUAACUAUGAAGCGGAGCUCCAGUUUAAAGCAUUUUGCAAAGAUCCACAGAAUUGUUGUGUUGUGAGACUUUGCCGGUUGACCUUUAAAAAGUUGGGAAAGAAGUAUAAAAUGGACAUCUGUUUCGUAGAUAAUUAAUAUUAUAAUAAAUGCGACUGUAUUGAACGCAGAGCAUAUUUCUUUCUCAUUCCCCAUGAAGAAUAUAUCUUCAGUUAGAUAUAAUGAAUUUUGGUUAAUGAUUGUCUCUUGGCUUACUAAUGUAAUCUCAUCUGAUAUCACACAUUUUUUACGACAAGCCUAACAACUCAUCAGAACCAGACUAUAUCAGCAUUUUAUAAUAACAAAUAUUAAUUUCAUUAUGAGUAUAUUUAUAUUUUUGCAUGUAUAUUUUAAAUAUAUUAAUAAAUGUUUGAUAUUUAAAUGAAGAAUCAAUGAAGAUAUUAAAAAAACUCUUACUUUUUAUAUUCAUAUUGUUCACAUUUAGCUAGGUAUAUUAAUAUACAAUUUGUUGAUUGCUAAAGAUGCGAGGAUUUUUAUUUGUUCUUGAGACCAUGUGUUUAUGUACUAGCCUUGGCUACCAACAAUGGAUUGUCAUUAAUAAGAUAUUAGAAAGGAAAAGAUGUCGGCUCUUCGACAAUUUACUUCGUCACUUUUGAAUCCAGAAUCCAAUCAAGUCUCGAAUUAGAACUUGUGGUUUUGCAUAAACUAAUCUUUUAAAUGAAUAUUUUGCUUGAGGAAAUUUAUUUUCGGAAGAAAUAUAUAAAAACUAUAAAUCAAAUAAGUGCCAAAAAAACAACAACACCCAAACGGUGUUUUAAGUUAAGGUGUCAAAUGAAUAUAAGCUGUUAUGUAUUAAAUAUCAAAGAUGCCUAAUAGUCUUCUUGGAUUUUUUUUAAUUGGAAAAUAUCACCAAUAUGUGCAUU